CUAAGGGAGUUUCGAUUUGCCCAGACAAUGAUAUUUGCAAUUGAGGAAAUAAACAAUAAAAAGGAUCUCCUUCCCAAUAUUUCUAUCGGAUAUCGGAUUUAUGACAACUGUGCAUCGACAUUAUCCUCAAUGCGUGCAGCGAUGGCUCUGAUGAACGGCCAUGAGCUGACUUUGGGAAACGGCUGCUCUGGUCAGUCAGCAGUUCAUGCUAUUAUUGGAGAGUCUGAAUCUUCUUCUACCAUUGUCCUUUCUCGCACAACUGGACCGUUUCAAAUUCCAGUGAUAAGUCAUUCUGCCACCUGCGAGUGUUUGAGCAGUAGGAAGGAGCAUCCCGCUUUCUUUCGAACUAUUGUCAGUGAUCUCUAUCAAAGCCGUGCCCUUGCGCAGCUGGUCAAACACUUUGGCUGGACCUGGGUCGGAGCAGUCAACAGCGACAACGACUACGGCAACAAUGGGAUGGCCAUCUUCCUUUCUGCGGCCCAAGAGGAAGGAGUUUGCGUGGAGUACACGGAGAAAUUCGACAGAGCAGAGCCGGAGAAACUCCUGAAAGUGAUAGAGGUGAUAAAAAAGAGCACCGCUCGAGUGAUUGUUGGCUUUCUCGCCCAUGUGGAAAUGAAUAACCUGCUAGAGCAGCUGAGUCUCCACAACAUCACGGGACGGCAGUUCAUCGGCGUGGAGGCCUGGAUCACCGCGGACAGCCUUGUGACUCCCACCAGCUUCAGUGUGCUGGGAGGUGCUCUGGGCUUUGCAGUGCAAAAGGCCAAUAUCAGUGGCCUGGAGGAUUUUCUGGUUAGAGGUUUCUGGGAAACAGAAUUCCUGUGCAACGGGACAAACAGAGAAAGUGUUUUAAGAACCUGCAAAGAGAAUCCAGAUCUGUUUCAGCUUAAAGGUCAUGACGAUGACUUGGAGAAGUUGAGAUACCCCACUAACAUUUACAAAGCCAUCUAUGCAGUGGCUCAUUCUCUGCACAACAUAUUGAAGUGUUCAGACAAAAAAGGGUGUGAUAAGGCUCUGGAGAUCAAGCCAUGGGAGGUGGUGGAGGCACUAAAGCAGGUGAACUUCACCAUUAAGAGUGGAGAAAGAGUGUGGUUUGAUGAAACUGGAGCAGCUGUCAACAGAUAUGAGUUGGUGAACUGGCAGCGUGGAUCAGAUGGAUCCGUUCUGUUUAAACCCGUUGGUUACUAUGACGCCUCCCUGCCCUCUGACAAAGGGUUUUCUCUUAACACAGAGGCCAUUAUAUGGUCUGGAGGAGGUAAAGAGCUACCUGUGUCAGUCUGCAGUGAAAGCUGUGGUCCAGGAACCCAUAAAGUCCUUCAAAAAGGAAAGCAUGCGUGCUGCUUUGACUGUGUGCCGUGUCCAGUUGGAGAAUUUAGCAACACGACAGAUUCUAACGACUGCAAAAAGUGCCCUGAAGCAUAUUGGUCCAAUCAGAACAGAGAUGCAUGUUUACCCAAAAACAUUGAGUUUCUUUCUUUCACCGAGGUUAUGGGCAAAAUACUGGUGGUUUUUACUAUGUUUGGUUUGCUGCUAACUUUAAUAGUAGCCACACUGUUUUUAGUCAAUAAGGACACUCCACUGGUGAAGGCAAACAACUCUGAGCUCAGCUUCCUGUUGCUGUUCUCCUUGUCUCUGUGUUUCUUGUGUUCUUUAACCUUUAUCGGCCAGCCCACCGAGUGGUCCUGCAUGCUGCGGCACACAGCGUUUGGCAUCACCUUCGUCCUCUGCAUCUCUUGUAUUCUUGGGAAAACAAUCGUGGUCCUGAUGGCCUUUAAAGCUACACUUCCAGGCAGCAACGUGAUGAAAUGGUUUGGGCCUGCACAGCAGAGACUCACUGUUUUGUUUUUCACUUUUAUACAGGUCAUAAUUUGCAUCCUGUGGUUAACAAUAAAAUCGCCCUUUCCUUACAAAAAUAUGCAUUAUUAUAAGGAGAAGAUAAUCCUCGAGUGCGCUCUGGGAUCACCUGUUGGCUUUUGGGCUGUGUUGGGAUACGUUGGAUUCCUUGCCUUGCUGUGUUUUGUCCUUGCUUUCUUAGCCAGAAAGUUGCCAGAUACCUUCAAUGAGGCCAAACACAUCACCUUCAGUAUGUUAAUUUUCUGUGCCGUCUGGAUCACCUUCAUCCCAGCUUAUGUCAGCUCUCCUGGAAAUCUCACCGUAGCUGUGGAGAUAUUUGCUAUUCUAGCAUCAAGUUAUGGGAUACUGUUUUGUAUAUUUGCACCGAAAUGCUUUAUUCUAGUUGUGAGGCCUGAGCUGAACACAAAGAAACACCUGCUGGGAAAAACACAACACUAGUUAGU
Messenger RNA from Poecilia latipinna (sailfin molly), 2294 nucleotides. RefSeq names its product extracellular calcium-sensing receptor-like. The record is from RefSeq and is a predicted model, not a curated record. NCBI's taxonomy places the organism in Eukaryota, Metazoa, Chordata, Actinopteri, Cyprinodontiformes, Poeciliidae. Gene Ontology annotation, biological process: G protein-coupled receptor signaling pathway. Bases 28 to 2289 code for a protein of 753 amino acids. Gene Ontology annotation, molecular function: G protein-coupled receptor activity. Gene Ontology annotation, cellular component: plasma membrane. The transcript has 5 exons.